Varanus komodoensis (Komodo dragon) is the source of this 1052-nucleotide messenger RNA. It is a transcript of the gene SIX1, whose product is annotated as SIX homeobox 1. Gene Ontology annotation, cellular component: transcription regulator complex; nucleus. The record is from RefSeq and is a predicted model, not a curated record. The transcript has 3 exons. Bases 1 to 687 code for a protein of 228 amino acids. Gene Ontology annotation, molecular function: RNA polymerase II cis-regulatory region sequence-specific DNA binding; DNA-binding transcription factor activity, RNA polymerase II-specific. Gene Ontology annotation, biological process: regulation of transcription by RNA polymerase II. Lineage: Eukaryota; Metazoa; Chordata; Lepidosauria; Squamata; Varanidae.
AUGCGAGGCAGGGGGACGGGGGUCUUCCGGAAGGUGCAUCUCUUUCAAAAUUAUAAAAUCGCCCGUGACAACCACCCCAAGCUGCAGCAGCUCUGGCUCAAGGCGCACUACGUGGAGGCCGAGAAGCUGCGCGGGCGGCCGCUGGGCGCCGUGGGCAAGUACCGCGUGCGGCGGAAGUUCCCGCUGCCGCGCACCAUCUGGGACGGCGAGGAGACCAGCUACUGCUUCAAGGAGAAGUCCCGCGGCGUCCUGCGCGAGUGGUACGCGCACAACCCCUACCCCUCGCCGCGGGAGAAGCGCGAGCUGGCCGAGGCCACGGGCCUCACCACCACGCAGGUCAGCAACUGGUUCAAGAACCGGCGGCAGCGCGACCGAGCGGCCGAGGCGAAGGAGAGGGAGAACACGGAGAACAACAGCGCUUCCACCAACCAGCAGAACCAGCUGUCUCCCCUGGACGGGGCCAAGCCGCUCCUGUCGAGCUCGGAGGAGGAGUUCUCGCCCCCGCAGAGUCCGGAACAGAACAUUCUCCUGCUCCAGGGCAACCUGAGCCACGCCAGGAACUCCAGCUAUUCCUUGACCGGUUUAACAGCCUCCCAAACGACCCACGGCCUCCAGGCCCACCAGCACCAGCUGCAGGAUUCCCUCCUCGGACCCCUCACCUCCAGCCUGGUGGACUUGGGUUCAUAAUCCCGAGCGAGGCGACGGGACGGGACGGGACGCCUGCCGUGCGUGCGGCGGUCCUUCCUCCCGGAGGAUAAGGGGACGCGAGCAAGACAGGUCUUUGUUCUUCUUCACUUCGUUUGCCCAGACCUCACCCGGCGAGUCUGAACAGUGACUUUAAACCGAUCUUUUUUGAGGCAACCCUUCUCUUUCUCACUCCCACCCUGCCUGGCAAAAGCUCCUUCCCGACUCUUCUGAUCCAGCGCUCCUCUCGAAAUGUCUUAGCCCCAGCCCGAGAUAACACCCGUCCACACACAUACACGUGUACACCUUUCUGCCUCCUCUGCAUCUGUGCUUCUUCCGAUGUACUUAUCCAGCUGGAAUAAAAUGAA